Molecule: messenger RNA, 5415 nt
Organism: Nothobranchius furzeri (turquoise killifish)
Lineage: Eukaryota; Metazoa; Chordata; Actinopteri; Cyprinodontiformes; Nothobranchiidae
Source: RefSeq, a predicted model, not a curated record
UACCGUAGUUUGUGUGUAUGCUGAUAGGGGAGUUGGGGGUAGCUACAUAUUUACGUUCAGUGGGAGCCGCCCUUCAUUCACCCACAUGGUUACCAACUGCUCGCCUUCGCGCCACUUUCUUAACCCCGCAAUCAUCUUUAAAAAGCCUUUCUGAGCUAUAAAUUGGCUCACUGUCGCUCCGGAGUUCACUUAGUGUUUUGUUUUCGUCCAGCGGAGCAAAAGUUUCGGGGAGAGUUGCGUGUUUAUAUGGCUCUUUUGUCGGUGGGAGACUGCACGGCAGCCCAAGCAAGUGAGCGAAGAUGGUGGAUUUGGCUGGUGAGCGCAUGUUUAUCGGUCCACCAAGAUAUAGGAGACUCCUUGGAAAAUGCAUCCAUUGAUGGUUAUCCUAGUCCUGGAGGAGGAAGUGUUGUAAAUCUGUCUUUGUAUUGCCAAAGUGCUUACAGUGCAGGUAGUACUAUGUGAUACCUACUGCAGUGGAGGCACUUAAAGCAAUACCCAGACUCAGGAUCUCAGACUAUUUAUUUUUUACAUGUCUUUUGAGUUACUGUCUUUGUGCUAAGGUGCAUCUAGUGCAGAUAGUGAAAUAGACUAGCACCUACUGCCCUAAGUGCUCCUUCUGGCAUAAGGGGCUGUGAUGUGCACCACCAGAUCAUUUAUAAUUUCUAAUUGGGCCCAAACAUCUUGCAGUUCUCUGCUAGUUUUGCAUAGUUGCACUACAAGAAUAGAUGAGUUGUGCAAAUCUAUGCAAAACUGAUGGUGGCCUGCUUGCUCUACACCUGUUCUGAUUUUUUUGGGGUGUGUGUGGGGGGGUGUUGUUGUUGUUGAACUUAACCUGAAUGCAUAAAACAAAUGUUGAAAACAAGGAGUGUUUCACCCACUGACCACAGUUUCAGCAGUACUAAAGUGCUUAUAGUGCAGGUAGUGUUUUUCUCUAUCUACUGCAAUGUAAGCACUUGAAGUAUUUCUAACUGUAUCUGACUGGAGUCUGAGGUAAACAUUGAGGACAAAACCGUUAAUUGUCACUUGGUCAGUUUUGCUGGUUUGCAUUCAGCCUUAACAGAUGUGUGCUGUGCAAAUCCAUGCAAAACUGACUAGGUUGAUGGUGUUUGCUGCCAAGUUGAACUGCCUUUUUACUGAUUUGGUGGAUAAAUUGGGUGUUUCUGGGAGUUUCAUGAGAAGAUGUCCUGUCUAGUGCAGGUGGGGAUUUGUAGCAAUGCUGUGGUCCUGGAGGUAUUGCACUUGUCCCGGCCUGUACAGGAACAAGGAGAUGAGCUGACCACGAUCUUCACAUGAGCACAUUUCAUAACCGUUGCAUGCAUGUGCUGUAAAUAAAGUCUGUGCACUUAUUUGGAUUUAUUGUGUGUGUGUAUGUGAUCAUUUUGUUUGUAUUUUGAUCAUUAAAGUUGACUUUUACUUUAAAUUUCAGCCCAAGCUUUUUAUUUAUUUAUUUUUACUUGCACCUAAAACAUAAACAUUAGAAAAAGUUUGGUUUGGAAAAACAAGCAUUUGAGUAGAUUUUUGUACAUCUGACAAUUUAUAUUAUCCGUAGGCCUAUAGGCAUUUUUUGGUAAGUUUAAAAAACGACUUCUUACCAUUUUGUCUAUUCAUUGUGAUCUAGUUUACGGAGGGUGUAAUCUGGAGGGCUGUGUAGGAGACAGAAAUAUUAGGAAUACAUGUAGAUGGUAUUUAAGUCUAAAAUGGUCAGAUAGGGUACUUUACCUGGCAAUCUUGUGUUUGUUUAUAUAUGAAAAAAGUCCAAGUAAUUCUGGUUAAUUAAAUAUUUAGCUAAAUAAAAAUUCCCUUUAUUUUGGCUGGUCCACAGCAACAACUGGUACUACAGCGACUGUCCGCUAGAUGUCGCUGUCCUACAGCACUUCGGGAUCCAGCUUCCCCGCGCAGGUAGUAGCGCAUCACAGUACCGCCUCUGUUGUCGGUCCAACCAAGCUAAAUGCUGCUUUCAGUCAGACACGAAACAACCUCGAAACUUUGUUUCACCUGAAAGAUUUUGAAAGGCUUAUCCGGACAAAAAUAAACUCGUGCUUUCUAGCUCCUGAAAUGUGGACUCACCUGACACGCGCCGUCGUCCAGGUUGAAGAGAAACCCUAACUUCCAACAAGCUGCUUUUUCUUGGGAUUUUUUUCACCCUUUAGUGUUUAAAAUGAGUAUGCUGUGGAGAUGCUGCCUUUUACUCUUUGUUUAUCGCUGCGCAUCAGGAUUCGGGUUGGACACAUGCGAUGAAGUCCGUAAAGUUUUUCAACUCCGGCAAAUCGGACCUAAUAAAUUAUUGCCAUCAAGUCCCGUACCAGGUUCAGAUCUUCAGGUGUGCACAUCCCAAAACCUGACGUGCUGCACCAAAAAGAUGGAGGAGAAGUACCAGUUGGCAGCCCGCAGAGACAUCCAAAAUUUCCUGCAGGCAUACAGCAAUGGCCUCAACCUGCUCCUUACACGCAAUGUGGCUUCUUUUCAAGAGAACUUUGAUGUUUUAAUGAGGCAGGCCGAGAACUACACCAACGCCAUGCUCCAGGUGUCGUAUCAGAAGAUGUUUGAUCAGGCCUCAGAAACAGUCAGGGAACUUUUCACCGACGUCGGGCUCUUCCUCCUGGGCUCUGAGCUUAACGUUGGUGAGUUUGUGCAGCGGUUCUUCGACGCCCUCUUCCCGCUGGUCUACAGUCACUACAUAAAUCCAGGAGUGGAUGACUUAUCGCCGGUUCACGCUGAGUGCGUCAGGUCAGUCAGUCGUGAUGUUAGGCCUUUUGGUGCGGCGCCGGACCUCCUUGCCGAUCAGAUUACUCGCUCUGGAGUCUCUGGGAGGCUUCUGCUUCAAGCGCUGCAUCUCGGCAUCGAGGUCAUCAAUACCACAGACCACUUACAGCUGAGCCGCGAGUGCAGACGGGCCCUGCUCAAGAUGCUCUACUGCCCUCACUGCCAGGGCUUAACCCAGUCCAAACCCUGCAUGGGUUACUGCCUGAAUGUGAUGCGGGGCUGUUUGGCGAGCAUGGCGGAGAUUGACACCCACUGGAGGGAGUUUGUUAGCUCGCUGGAGGGCCUGUCAGCGAAAAUGCAUGGAGAUCAGGAUUUGGAGCAUGUGCUUCUGGGAGUUCACAUGACACUUCACGAUGCUGUCGGACAAGCCGAGGAAAGCAGAGCUCGCCUCUCCACACAGGUUUACAAAUGGUGCGGCCCGCCUAGCAGGAAGCGCGCACCGUCAGUCGGCAUCCAGGAAAGCGGCAGUCAAGUUUCCAUCCCGCUUAAAGCAUCUAUCAGAGCAGUAGGAGACUCUCUCGCUGCGAGGAGAAGAGACUUUGUGAACAGCCUUCGUCACUACCGCACGUUCUAUGGCGACCUGGCAGAUCAGCUGUGUGCGCGCGAGCUUGCGUCUGGUGACAUGCCCUGUUGGAAUGGAACCCACACCGUGAAAAGGUGUGUUUUAAGCGUACCACUGGCAGAUAAGACUAAACAGCAAACACAGAAGUGGUUUACGAGAUCAUUUCUAAUCGACACACGCUUGACUUGACUUCCCCCUUGGGGCAAGGAGCAUACAUUUAAUCAUCCAGGAUGGUGAUAUAAACUCAUCUGUGGAGCUUUCAUAUGUACAUUUAGUAAUACUGGGAUACAUGCACCAGUCAUACAUGUAGUCUGCACAAACAUAACUCCUGUGUCAUCUGUUAGCUGUUGCCAGCAUAGAUCUGGUGUGUGGAUGGAUGUGAGGUAGAGCCGGCACACUCUGGCCUCUUUCUUGAUAUCAGUCAGUCGCAUUGUCUCCAUUACAUCACAGUCCUCCAUCUUACGCACGCUGUCAUCACUCAAGGACCCCCAUCACUGAUUGUCAAUCUGGGGUUGUUUCUCUUCCCUGUCAGCGGCUCUUGGCACCAGCAGGUGGGCCGCUCAGGUGCUCCAAGCUCAGGUCUAAAUUAGAGCAGAUGACAGCUGCUAGUGGGGCUGGUGGUGUGUGAGUGUGUGAAAUGGGUUCUAGCUAGACUUUUGCAUGAUAGGUUUGCGCUUAAAACUGUAGACAGAUUUUUCUUCAAGGUGUACCUUUAUUCUGGUGUUUACAACCUCCCUCAAGGCCCUAACGCUGUCUGACAAAUGAGGAAGGCCAGGAGACUUGUGUUGUGUGGGUGUCUUUUCAGCCAUUUAAGCCUCCUUUCUCUAUAACCAUAAUUCGUAUCGAUAGAUUCUCCUCACCUCGAGUCCAAUUAGCUUCAUUUGGAUUCAGCCAUUAGUGAAAAAGUAGAAAUUAAGAGACAUUAAGGAGCAAGGCUCUGAGGGGACUAUUGAGCAGAAUGUCUGCAGCUAAGCAGGGCUCUUGCAAUCCUGUGCUGCUUUCUGUUGCCCUCCAACAUUAGAUGAGUGGCUGGGAGUCAACACAGGCUGAGACAAAAGCAAUAAAUAACCUCCUGCCUACGGGUCAUAACCCAACAUCCACUGAGAGAGAGGAGGGAAUAAAACUCACUGCUGGAUGGUGGCUGAUUUACAGAAGCUUAUCGAGGCCUCAGAGACCUUAAACGAUUGGUUCGGUUGAUGUGUGGUUGUGUGUAAGAAGCUGUGCUUUGGAGUGUGCACGUACACUCUUUAAUAUAAUGUGUGUGUGUGUGUGUGUGUGUGUGUGUGUGUGUGUGUGUAUGUGUGUGUGUGUGUGUGUGUGCGUGCGUGCGUGCGUGCGUGUGUGUGUGUGUGUGUGUGUGUGUGUGCGUGCGUGUGUGUGGGCGCACAGAUUGAUUCGUUGGCUCAAAGAAGCAAUAAGUUGCACUGGAGCUUUGCUUUUUUUUUUAAUAAAAAACAGGAAAGCUAAAAAAAAGUAACCUCAGUUUUAAGGGAGAUUUAAUACAUGUCUUCUUCUGUGUGCCUGGUAAACGAAGAGAUGGAGAACAAUCAGAUAAGAUUACAAAAAGGAGGAAUAUGAAAGGAUUUCCUCUCAGUGUCUCAGUGAAUGCAGAUUAUUCAGCUUUAAUUCCUGGUAAGAACUCGUCUUCUGUUUCUUUGAUUUCUCAUUUUCAUGCUCAUACUAAAAACAUUGAACAAAUACAUUUCUGGGAAAGUAUUAAGGAGUACAAUGCUAUUAGUCUGAUUUUAAAUGAUCUCACAAUUAUUCUCGGAGUGUAUCUGAUUCUUAAAGUCAGACUGCAUUCAGAUACUUUUAUCAAACAUGAACAGAAACACUCUUUACAGCUUUGUUUAUUCACUAUUCACACUUUUAAAAUGUGAACCUAAACUCUUAUCAAUCUCACACUGACUAAUUAUGGACCAUUAAAUAAAUAUGAAUAAAUUAAGAAUUUUGUUAAAAAUUGCAACAAACCAGCCAAAGAAAAAAAAAGUGAAUUGGUUUAUUGGUCCGUCACUGAGAUCCUGCAGAAAAGAUACUGUUUGUGCUGGAGGACAAAAAAGAUGACUUUUGAUUAUUUCCAUGUUAUUUAC